AUGACGGAAUACUUCGAGUUCAAAGCUAAUGAAAAGAUGGAGUAUAGAAGGUAUAUUCUCAUUUCUGCUCUUUUUUCGGUACCUGAUGAGGAUUCGUCCCUUCUAGGCUCGGGCUUUCUGGCCUUCGUGUCUCAAAUCUUUCUCUGGGAGGAUGUAAGGUUGACAAUUGGAGGCACGGUGAAAGGAGACCCAGUUCGAGACAUCAUCAAGUGCGCUUGGGAAAAUGGAGUCAACUUUAUCGAUACAGCAGAAGGUAUUGGAUGUCACUCACUCAUGAAUAAAUCCAGUUCAACUGAUUAUCACGAAUUGAAGGGUAUGCCGAGGGACAGUCAGAGCGCGAAAU
This is a messenger RNA of Acaulospora colombiana, 343 nucleotides long. NCBI's taxonomy places the organism in Eukaryota, Fungi, Glomeromycota, Glomeromycetes, Diversisporales, Acaulosporaceae. The record is from the annotation of a GenBank genome assembly.